CGUCCCGCUCGCUGCCUUUGGAGAAGUUUUGCUCCAGCUCCACGUGUGGCAGCAGCUGGAGGCGAGAGGGGCGGUGACAGCAGGCCCGGAGCGCUCCCCAGCGCCCCUAGGCAGGUCUCGUCAGCCCAGGUGGCAAGAGAGCGGAGCCAGAGGCUGCAGCCGGAGGAGGGAGGCGAAGCCGGGAGCCUGGAGUGGCUCUGUCCCGUUGGUUCGCAGCGAUUCUCCCUGCCGGGGGUGCGCAGGGGGUGGUGGGGCUGUGGCGAGCAGCGGCUUCAGUCGUGCAGACUGUGACACCCCCCCCCCCCCCCAGGAGACUGGCCGGGCGGGGGCCGGCGGAUGGGUAGGACCGGGACCUGAGCUCAGAGACUCCGUUAGCGACUCGCCCUUGGCUGGGAGACGGGAUCUGUUCGCGUCGGGGCUUCCCCUCCUGUGGGGCUCGGCAGGAGCCGCCUGCGGAUGAUGCCCCCCUGAAGCAUCACCCUUAAGAGACCGGUGGGGGGGGGGGGGACACAACCCGAGCCCCCUCCCAGCUCCAGGGCAGUGACAAUGCGGCCCGGGGCAGCCCUGCGCCCCCCCGCUCGCUGCUGACUCCGGGGGCGGGGGGCAUGGCACCUGGCUGGGGGGCCGCCUAGCAUGGCCGGGGGGCCGGGCAGAUGCCUCGGGCUAGCAUGGCAGGGAACGGGCCGCCUGCCCCCGCCGCCUGCCCCGAGCCUCUGCCCCGCAGCGUCUUCAAGAAGUUCCUGCUUAUGCUCAUGUCCCUGCUCAUGUCCCUCUACGUCUUCUACUGCCUGGCCGAGCGCUGCCCCAGCUUGCCCGGGCCCCUGCUGGCGGCCGCCCCGGAGCAGGCGGCGGGCGGCGGCGGGCGGCUGGAGCCCGGGUCCCCCUCGCUGGCCAGCUGGCCGCCGGCUGCCCGGAGGAAGCGGCCGAAGCAGCAGCGGCGGCGGCCCGACGCGCCCGGGCGAGGCGCGGGGUCGGGCGGCGGCGGGGAGCCCCCGGGCACGCUGGCCCUGCUGCUGGGCGAGGGCAGCAAGCGGCUGCCGCAGGCCAUCAUCGUGGGCGUGAAGAAGGGCGGCACGCGGGCGCUGCUGGAGUUCCUGCGGGUGCACCCCGACGUGCGGGCCGCGGGGGCCGAGCCCCACUUCUUCGACCGCGGCUACGAGCGGGGCUUCGGCUGGUACAGGGAGCUGAUGCCCAGAACCCUCGAUGGGCAGAUCACCAUGGAGAAAACUCCCAGCUACUUUGUCACCAAGGAAGCACCUGCUCGAAUCUCCGCCAUGUCAAAGGGCACCAAGCUCAUCGUGGUGGUGCGGGAUCCUGUGACCCGAGCCAUCUCCGAUUACACGCAGACUCUCUCGAAGAAGCCCGAUAUCCCCACCUUUGAGAGCCUGACCUUCAAAAACAGGACUACAGGCCUGAUCGACACCUCGUGGAGCGCCAUCCAGAUCGGCAUCUACGCCAAGCACCUGGAGAACUGGCUCCUCUACUUCCCCAUUGGGCAGAUCCUCUUCGUCAGCGGGGAGAGGCUGAUCAGCGACCCCGCUGGGGAGCUGGGCAGGGUCCAGGACUUUCUGGGCCUUAAGAGGAUCAUCACGGACAAACACUUCUACUUCAACAAAACCAAGGGCUUCCCCUGCCUGAAGAAAGCUGAAGGCAGCAGCAAACCCCACUGCCUGGGGAAAACGAAAGGCAGGACCCACCCCAAUAUAGACAGAGAGGUGGUGCAGAGACUGCGGGAGUUCUACAGGCCUUUCAACAUGAAGUUCUACCAGAUGACUGGGCACGACUUCGGCUGGGACUGAGGCUGAAAAAAAGAAUAAUUUAAGAAAAGAAAAAAUAUAAUAUAAUAUAAUAUAUAUAUAUAUUUUUUACAUAUCAGUAGAGAGGAAAUGUAAGAGGUGUGCUGAAAACGCUCUCCAUUCCGUUCGUUCUUUUUGACAAGAUGUCACUGCUUGGUUUGUUUUCUUUCCUCUAUUAGCAGCGGGUUGGUGUCUGCUGCCAUGGUCGAGGCAAGGUGUCUGUGGGCCAAAGCUUGGUGCUAUUGAAGUCAAGAGGGCUCUGGCCCUUUAUGUCAGUGGUUUCAGGAUUUGACACUGUCUAUAUAAAAGUCCAGGAACAACAUUUUCAGAUUUGCCUAAGUGACUUAGGAACCCAAGAUCCAUUUUUCAAAAGCGACAUAGGCACUUAGAAGAGCCUAACUGUCAUUGAAAAUCAAUAGGAUUUAGGCUUCUAAGGCCCAGAUUUUAAAAGGUAUUUAGGUGUUGCUGUGCUCAGCCUUGCAAUGUCUAACUGAUUUAGGCACCUAAAUUUCAUCAUUAAGAUUGAGG
This is a messenger RNA of Trachemys scripta elegans, 2324 nucleotides long. RefSeq names its product heparan sulfate-glucosamine 3-sulfotransferase 3A1 (gene HS3ST3A1). Bases 654 to 1799 code for a protein of 381 amino acids. The transcript is spliced from 2 exons. The record is from RefSeq and is a predicted model, not a curated record. Gene Ontology annotation, molecular function: [heparan sulfate]-glucosamine 3-sulfotransferase activity. Lineage: Eukaryota; Metazoa; Chordata; Testudines; Emydidae.